Paramisgurnus dabryanus is the source of this 3375-nucleotide messenger RNA. RefSeq names its product 3-ketodihydrosphingosine reductase (gene kdsr). Gene Ontology annotation, molecular function: 3-dehydrosphinganine reductase activity. The record is from RefSeq and is a predicted model, not a curated record. Gene Ontology annotation, biological process: sphingolipid biosynthetic process. Lineage: Eukaryota; Metazoa; Chordata; Actinopteri; Cypriniformes; Cobitidae. Gene Ontology annotation, cellular component: endoplasmic reticulum membrane.
UUUACCUUACAAGCGCAACGUCCCACAGGGAUGCACGAUUCUGUGUUUUGGUUUAUGUUGUGACGAAAAGAGUUAGCUUUGACAGUCGUGUGACUUUACCUUAUUUCUUAUCUUCCCUGCACAGGCUUUUAACACAUUGCCAGAUAUUUUAAAACCACAAACAGCUCGUCUAAAGGCCCGUUUUCGCCUGUCAGCGAGAAGGGGGAGUGACUGUAUUUGGACAUUUAGCUUGUGAGCUAACGUCAGCAGCAUCAGGUUGACCCAUGUCCUCUGAGGAUUUAAUCAACUCCACGCUCUCAGACUGGCUUUCAUUUAACUCCUGGUGGCUACUUCUGCCCUUCAUUAUGUUUCUGAUAGUGGCUGCUUUCAUAGUGGCAUUCGUACUUCUCCUGUACAUGAUAUCUCCGUUAAUAAGUCCAAAACCACUCAAACUCAACGGGGCCCAUGUAGUGGUGACUGGAGGCAGCAGUGGGAUUGGGAAGUGUAUUGCUAUGGAAUGCUACAAACAAGGUGCCUUCAUUACACUGGUGGCACGAGAUGAGCAAAAACUGGUUCAGGCGAAAAAAGAAGUGGAGAAAUGUGCCAUCAACGAUAAGCAAGUGGUGCUGUGCAUUUCUGUUGAUGUGUCAAAGGGCUACAGCGAAGUGGAGAGUGUCAUAAAGCAAGCCCAGGAGAAGCUGGGCCCUGUGGAUAUGCUAGUGAACUGUGCCGGGACAGCUAUAUCUGGAAAGUUUGAGGAAGUUGAAGUGGACCGUUUUAAGAGAUUAAUGGAGGUAAACUAUCUAGGCAGCGUUUACCCCACGCGCGCAGUGAUCACCACCAUGAAGGAAAGGCGGAUGGGCCGUAUCAUGUUUGUGUCAUCACAAGCGGGGCAGAUCGGCCUCUUUGGCUACACAGCCUACUCGCCGUCCAAAUUCGCUCUACGUGGACUGGCUGAGGCCUUGCAGAUGGAGAUGAAGCCCUAUAACAUCUAUGUUACUCUGGCGUUUCCUCCAGACACAGACACACCAGGUUUGGCAGAGGAGAAUAAGACUAAGCCUCUGGAGACCAGGUUAAUUUCAGAAACGUCAGGAGUCUGUCAGCCAGAGCAAGUGGCGAAAAUUGUGGUUAGGGAUGCUGUGCAAGGAAACUUCACCAGCUCGAUUGGUCCUGAUGGCUACAUGCUCUCAGCUCUUACCUGUGGAAUGUCACCUGUCACCUCCAUAACUGAGGGACUGCAGCAGAUCGUGACCAUGGGGCUGUUUCGCACCAUUGCUCUCUUCUACCUGGGCAGCUUCGACAGCAUCGUCCGCCGCUGCAUGAUCCAGAGGGAACAGUCUAAAGCAUCUGACAAGAGGGAGUAGCACCAACAUCAUCACAGCUGUCCACAUCCACCACCACAUUCACCACAUACACCUUCACUCAGCCUGGCAGACACAGUCUACAUUGAGAAAACACAGAAGUUUUUGUCUUUUGUGCUAGUUUUUUCAUGUUGUAACUGAGGCAUAAUAACUGUCCAUCUUUCAUGAUAAGUCCAGCUCAUGUAUAUGUGGCUUGCAGGACUUAACCAUUCCUGUUUUAGUGAAAGUUCAAAGCAUGCUGCAUAAAUUCAACCAAGCUCUUCUGUUUGAAAAGGAUUUGCAUUUCCAAUUAUCUAGUCAUUGGCCUGAAAAGCCUGAACUCUCACUUCCUUAAGUAAGUUCCUAUGUUUAGAAAGGUUAUACCAUUCAGUUCUUGCACGCACAAAAGGCUAACCAUCAAAGUGUAACAAUACUAUAUUUCAGUACUAUUCUAUUUAAUUCUAUUUUUAUAAAUGUGAUGCUUACAUUAUUUUGUUCAGUCAAGGGCAUCAAACCCUAAUUUCAAAUGUUCUGUGAGGUUCUUCUAUGUUCGUAGUGAAGCACCGUAUGUCUUCCUGCUUUUAGAUUUCAUCGUUUUUAAGGUAAAGACAGUAGUUUUGUGUUUUCGGAAGAAACAGCCUGAGUCUGCCACUCUGCCUUAUCCUAUUUGCUCCGUGUGGGGGAUACUGAUGGAAAUGUUUACCUUAUAAUUGUGCGUGUAUGUGUGUGUAUAUAUACAUGUCGUACGCAUGCAUUUAAGUGACCUCAGGGGCUUUUAAGAGUUCACUGAACUGUAAGAUGGAUAAGGAUAAGCCAUUAAGGUGGUGGCUCGCUGGUCGAGUCACAACACCGUUUAGCCAGCAGGUGGAGCAGGAGAUCCAUACCCUAAAUAUCAAGCAGCUUGCAUUCAAAUACCUGAUCUAGAAUCAGUCUAAAUAAUCGUAUUCACAGCGCAAUGGAUGUGUUUUGAUGCCCACAACCCCAAAAAUGUGUUGAAUAUAACAAUAUAUGUAGUAUUGAAGGUGAAUAGAUGCACAGAGAGUACAUUUAAGUGUUCACACAGAAACAGUGUAGAUGUUGUAAAGUAACUUUAAAUGGAUUGCAUAUAAACUGUUUCUGGUUAAGAAACUUCCAAACGUACACCUUGUUCUUGCUCCACCUGUGCAAUGUCAUACUUUACUAACAACACACUAGCUAGUGAUAAACUUACACCGAUGUGGUAGUUGCCUUUCUCAGAGACAGAAUUUUUGGCAAACUAAUACUUUACUUGGACUCUUUAUUUAAAAACGUUUUUGUUUCAUGCUGCUCUGUCUACCCUAAUAAUUGACCAAUGCAGUCAGGCACUACAGUCCCAUUCCAAGCCUUAAAAGAUAUAAACGCAGACCACUAAAAAGCUAUUAGGGUGGAUAUGUCCACAUCCAGCUACGGCAUAAAUUGUGUAAGGUUUACAUAUUUUUCGUUUGACCGAACUGGCUUAUGAAAAAGUCGCUGUUUUUGCUCAUUUGAUUGUUCUUUGUUUGCUAUUUUAGUUUUUUUUUCCAAGAAGACCCAAUAUGUGAAAGUGAGAAUGCAUGAGUCAAAUCGGCGAUGUUCUCAUUUGAUAUUGGCUUAAGGCAACACGUAGUAGCUGCAAGUUAGGUGCUGAUAUUUGUUGGACUUAAGAGCGGUGCCCUCUUUCAAAAUAUGGAUGUAGUCAGUUGUUUAGUUGUUAAAAAGCUAACACUAGAGCAAUUGUUUUAAACUCCUUAAAGCUAUGCAAAUCAACCCGUGCUCACACUUCAUUCAGAUACAUAUGACACUUGCAUAUUUUUGUUGUUGUUUACCGCUCCAGUUUACUGUUUUGUUGAUUGAUGUGGAGAUAAAAUUCCCAAGAUAUGAUAUAUAAAUAGUUUAUGAGUUAGUGUGGGAUACAUUGUGCUUCUAUGUUUUAUAAGUUUAUUUUCCUAUUUGUUGCCAAACUAGCAUAAAUUUCACCUUGUGUGCCAUGGAAAAGAAAGAGGAUGUUGUUGCUUUGUCUUAUUUUCUUACGUAAUUAAAUAAAUAACUUUUGAAAGUU